GUUUCUAUUUCAAAGCAUCAUGGGAUAGUAAUGGUAGGCGCGUUAUUUUGAACGUAAUCUAAAUUGCAAUAUUGAAAUUUUAAUACUCCUUUUAUUUUUUCUGAUUAAACUUUAUGUAUUUGUAGUUAGUGUAAUGGAUUGUAUAAAUUAUCAAAAUGAAGUGUGGAAUGCAAGUGUAGAUUAGUUUGGAAUGAUCUCUAUCUUCAGAUUUAAUUCUGGCCAAUCGUGAGUUAAGACUAUUUUGAUUCUUACUAGCCAGGAACUGGGCAGUACAAACUUUUGUAACUUAUUGUUUACAUUAAAAUGAUAGAACUUAUAACGAAGAGAAAUAUUAGAUUAGAUUGACGCGAAAUUGUUGCAAAUUAGUUACAUUUUUGAAAUGACAGUUCUGCUUGUAUUAUGGCGCUCUUCAUAUUUCUUCUUUAACCUCGCAUAUUGAAAUGGCGCCUCUUGUUACCUUCAAACUUUUCGUAUUUAAAUCUGAUUGUUUUGACAGGAGAGUUUUUUAGUAUUCAUACUGGAUAGCUGAUGAGUAUUUUUAAUUUAGGUCACUACCUUUUUGGUUACAUCCUCAAUUUCUGGAGUACUCAAAGGUGUUAAUGUAGUUUAAAUUUGAAUAUUAGUUUUAAAUUUCCUCUAUGUAAACUACUUUAGAAAAGACUCAGCUGCAUACAUUUUGUACAAUUGUUCUGUAAAUACUUGCCAAAAUGACAGAGUCGAUGAACCUUGAUUCUGCUGAUAUUGUCAGUAGCUUAGAAGAAUUUGAUUCUCUGGAUACAAGUCUAGAAGCUGAAUUAAACAUGCUAAGCGAGGAGCAACAUUUAAAACAUACCUCAAUAGAGCUAAUGCCUUCAGUCCUUUCUAAAAGUAGUAUUGAAGUUAUAAAAGAAGAAAUCGUUGAAAAAAUGGAGCCUGAGGAGCAUAUUGAAGAACAGUUGAUGGAAGAAACUAUUCCUUAUGAUAAUACAGUUAAUAUAAUUGAUUCUGUGAUGGACAUUGUGGAAUCUGAAGGUCCAUAUCACGAACAAGAUCUUGUAAGACUUUCUGAAGAUGAUCAAAAUCAUUCUGACAAUGAUCCAUUGGAAAUUGAUCAUGAAGAAAGCACAAUGCACAAUGAUCAUGAAAUAUUUUCUGAUCGAGUAAUUGAUGAAGUGAUUGUGGGUGAUGAACAAGUCAUAGAAGCUCAUGAAUCUAGAGCUUAUGAUGAUAAUGAAGCAGAUAUUAGUGAUAUGAUAUCAGGCAAUGUAACUGAGGAAACUGUGAUUGAAGGUUCAGAAGUUAUGGAGUUUGAAAAGCAAGAAAUAAUCGAAAAGAAAGAACCAGAGAAGGUUGUGACAUCUAAUGUUUUUGUUGUUAAUACUCAUCCUGGUACAUUGCAAACUGCUCAGGCAAUUCUCUCCAACAACACUUUGAUUGCUCCAAAAGAAAAUAAGGUGACUCGACUUAUCGUACCUACUAGUAAUUCUGAUACUGGGCAAACAAUAAGAAUUGUAUCUCCUGGGAAACUAAUGGGUGCAACUGCUAAAACUAUAACAUUAGCCCAGGCAAAGCAAAUGGGUUUGAUUAACCUCAAUCAGAUAUAUCCUCCGAAUUCUAAGGGAAAUGUUGGUAAAUUGGUUGUUCCUAAGAAAACAGUAACUGUUAUGAAAUCUCCUACAAAAAUUCUGCCAGCUCCUCCUACCCUGGGAAAAACACAGAAGGUGGUCAUCCGGGGAGCUGGUGGAAGCCUCAAGGCAGGCACCAUCCUGACCAGCCCUGGCGCUGGGGUGCUGAGGAUUCCUGGUGCGCAGGCUACUCAACUUCAUAUUCCUACUGGCAAUAAACAGGUUCAAUAUUUGAAAUUAGUUGGAAGUAGCAAACCUGGGACGACACUUGUUCCCGUGUCUGCUCUUUCUACUAAAACUAUUCCUGUUGCCCUUCAAACAUCAUUGCUCAAUUCGGCACCUGCGACUUUCAAAGUGCUACCAAUCACUACGCAGGCUACUGCAGGGCAGCCUCAAACCUCGCAGACAGUAAUGAGUGGAACGACACAAAGGGUUUUAAUCCCAGCCAAUACCUCGCAAAUGAAUAAUACCCUAGUCCAACCAACAACGCCUCGCACAUCGCAGCACAGUAUAUUAAUGUUACAGCCUCAUGUUUUACCUCAAGUCAGUAAACAAGAGAAAAUUACUCCAACGCAGAGUAGUACUGUUAGAACCACAGCGAAUGGCAAGAGAGCUGCUGUCCCUACUACAAAAGUAAAAGAAGAAAUAGUUCCCAAAGUUGAGGUGAAAACAGAAAUUGAUGAAGCUGUCAUGGAGGCCAAUGGUAUCAGACCCCGAAAACCUUGUAACUGCACCAAGUCGAUGUGCCUCAAACUCUAUUGCGACUGUUUUGCAAAUGGAGAGUUUUGUCAUCAAUGCAAUUGCACAACUUGCUUUAACAACUUGAGCCAUGAAGAAGAGCGGCAGCGUGCUAUUAAAUCUUGUCUGGAAAGAAACCCAACUGCGUUUAGGCCAAAAAUUGGUAAAACUUAUGUUGGCAGUGAAGAAAGGAGGCACAACAAAGGUUGUAAUUGUAGGCGUUCUGGAUGUUUAAAAAAUUAUUGUGAAUGUUAUGAGGCCAAAAUUCCCUGUUCGAAGAAUUGUAAAUGCGUGGGUUGUAAAAACACUGAAGGGUUCCUGAGGAGAGGUUUAGGAGACGAUGAUAAAUUCGGUAUCAGGGAAAAGGCUGAUUCUACGUCUGCGAGAAACUCUUGUGAUCCACAUAUAACUGGCCAUAGACAAGUUUUGAAUCUGAUGUCUCCUCAGCUAGUGGAAGCGACGUGCCAAUGCCUGGUCGCUCAGGUUGAGGAGUGGUCUCGGGGAGGCAGUACUGACCUGGAUCUAGCACAGACUUGGGUGAUUGAGGAAUUAGGCCGAUGCUUAGCCCAGCUGAUAGAUUGUAUAAAUAAAUCUCUUGCACAGAUUCCACAGUCAACCUCUUGAGUGUUAAAGGAUAAGCAUUUUAACAGAUGACAUCACCCCUUUAAACUCUAAUGGAAAGUUGGAGACUUUCUGCUGUACAAUAAUAAAUCAACGAGAAGCCUAAACCUAAAGUUAAAAAGUGAUCUUUCAUUUUCUCAUUAUUAUGAAAUAAUGUUUGUUUUAAACAUUUUAAAAAUAAAUUACAAACAAUUUAUUAGUUCGGAAUAUUUUAAACUUAUAUUAGUUAUAAAGGUAUUCACCAAACAUAAUUUGUAAAUUUAAUAUUGUAGAUUUGAAAGGGAAAAAAAUAAUUGUUGACGCAAAUUAAUAUUUUAUCACUUAAAUUAAAUUAGUAAUUUAAUGAACUUAUAUUUUAAAAUUUUCUUAUAAAUUGCUUUUAUUUUCUUUAUAAUCCAUUAUUAGGAUGUUGUUUUAUUAUGUAAAUAUCUUUAAGUGAUAUAUAAAUUGAGUAAUCCUGCCAUCAGCAUCAUAUUGAAUUUAUUUAAUUUUAUUUGUUAAAUUUGUAAUUUUUAAUAGUUCGUAUUCUUCAAUCCUUAAAUCAUUGUUGUUGUUUUUUUAUUUUCCGAUUGCCUCUGAUAUAAUCGCUUAAUUAUUAAUUAAAAUAGAUACGAAAUAUAAUUUUUCUAUUUCGAUACUAAUCACAGUCGGAGCAUUUGAAAUUUGUAGGCUUUGUUAUUGUAGUAAAAGUGAUCAAUUAUUCUGUCAAGAUCUCAGAAAAGUUCUUAGGUGUAAAUGUAUUAUGUGUAUAUGUUAUUAAUGAUGGGUUACCAAUAAUUUAUAAUUUAGUCAUUUUCAGUAUUUAUUUUGUUUUCGCCAUUGAAGUAACUGUCAUAAGAUUGAUUGUGUAUUAUAUUUUAUUAUAUGUUGCUGUUAGUGUUUACAUAUCAUUAGAACAUAGUCAACUGGAUUGAUUCUUGAUGGUAUGUAUUUAUUAUUAUUACAGGAAUGUUAAUAUUUAAGAAAAGUGAAAAUGUAUAUAUGUAUUGGCUACUUCAUAUCAUUAGAGGUUCAUUUGUUUUUUAACCUUCUCAGUGUGGGGCAUUUUAAUGAGUUUAUUAUCAAUGGAUUUUUAUUUUUAAAAUAAAUUUAUGUUUUCAUGUUCAAAUGGUAUGUAAACAUACAUAUUCAGUUGAAUCUAUAUUAGUAUAUAUACAAAUUACAUAUAUAUAUAUAUAUUGAGCGUGAUCUCGGUCAAAUCACCUCCUUGCACAACCGUUGACCUAGAAACAGUGCUUUCCCUAAAUAGUACUGAACCCCAGACCCUUUAUGGGUUGUAGUGGUACAGGUUUUUUAGUAUAUGUACAAAUUACAUAUAUAUUAGUAUAUAUAUGGAAUUCGUAUUUGCUUAGGUCAACUAAAAACAGUUACACCUAAUUUUUUAUGAUUAAAGAAUGUAAAUUAAAUAUUAUGUAAUACAGAAGUGUUGUUAUUAAUCAUUAUAAAGCUGGAUUUCCACUACUGAAAAAAUCGAAAACCUGUUUAUGGGAUGUUGGAAAUGAAGUCUCAUCUUUACUAUUUUAUGCAACAGACAAAUCAUAUGUUAUAAGAACUUCGAUGGAUGAAAAAAUAAAUUUAUAUGUUUAUUAUUUUAAUUAUGUCUGUAAGUAAGAAAUUAUUUAUAAUUUAAUUAGUUAAGCAUUAAAAUAUUGUUUUUAUUAAGUGUUCAAAUUCAUAUGUUUUUAAUAAUCGUUUUUCCACUUCUUUGUUUAAUGGGAUAUUCCCAUCUCACAACUGACAUUUAAACAUCUCUAUUAGUCAGUUGUUAAGACCGCUUUGAGUUCAUAACGACUAGCUAAUAGAUUAAAGGAUUGACUAAUUUAUUUCAAUACAUUUUUUUUCACUCUUGUUUGAUCUCUUACUGUUGAAAACAAAAUUAGAGUUCAAAACAUAACUUUUUUUUUAGCAAGCAUUUAUAGCAAAAUUCAUUUUUGUUUCAGAAUUAGUAUUAAUACAAAAACAGGCAGAAAGCUAUAAUUUUGUUGCAAUCUAUUAGAUUUUGAUUUAAUCCAUUUGGAAAUCCAGUUUGAUAUAUGAUUUUUAAUUUAAUAAUCAAUCAAAAAGGUUUUGGUUAAUAAUGCCUGGCUCUGAAAGGGUUAAAAAAAAGUCAAAUUAAUCUGUAUUUUGGUGUUUUGUAUAUAAACUUGGAAAAAUUAUAAUUUCAUAAAUGACUCGCUUCCAUGGCAAAAGUUAAUUCUUUUUUUUUUUUUAUAGUGUACAUUUAAUGAUACCUAACAUUUAUAAUUAAUUGUAUUUAAGCUCAAUUAUGUAAAUACACUACUAUUUAACACGUUGAACUGAUCAUAGUUUAAUGUUAGUAGUCAAAUUUUAGACUUUUAUAAAUUGUAUAGCGUACGUGGUUGUUUUCUUUUAAAUUUAUUUUAUUUAUAUCAUAUGCUGUUGGUUUGUAUAAGAGAGAAAAAAAUAAAAAUAAAAAAAAUGUAUAAAUUUUAAUGAACCUGCUGUGAUUAUUUUAUGCAUAGUCUGUAAUGCUUUUAAUUGAAAGUUUAAAAUAAGGUUUAAUUUAUCAUAUGUGUAAUAUUAAUGUUGGCAAUUUCCCUAUUAAUUUGGGUUGAAUUGCUUUCUUAUUAAAUUUAAUAGUCGAUUCAAUUUGAAAAUAAUUAUGUAAUCAAAUUUAUUUGGAUCUAUAUAUUUAUUCUGUUGUAAUUUAUGUAUUUAAUUCAAUUAAAAAUCGUAAUAGUCAAAAGCUGUUUUUUAUAGAGUGCUAUUUUAAUAUUAAAUUCUCUUUUUCAAAAAAAAUAAAAUCUUAUUAGCAUUUUUGUAAAAAGAAUAAGUUAAUUUUAUUUUAUUUUUAGUAAAUGU
This is a messenger RNA of Nezara viridula (southern green stink bug), 5786 nucleotides long. The record is from the annotation of a GenBank genome assembly. Lineage: Eukaryota; Metazoa; Arthropoda; Insecta; Hemiptera; Pentatomidae.